Fragaria vesca subsp. vesca is the source of this 1442-nucleotide messenger RNA. RefSeq names its product pentatricopeptide repeat-containing protein At1g07590, mitochondrial-like. The record is from RefSeq and is a predicted model, not a curated record. Gene Ontology annotation, cellular component: mitochondrion. Gene Ontology annotation, molecular function: protein binding. The coding region runs from base 66 to 1322 and encodes 418 amino acids. The transcript has 3 exons. NCBI's taxonomy places the organism in Eukaryota, Viridiplantae, Streptophyta, Magnoliopsida, Rosales, Rosaceae.
GCUUAUCUUACAGAAUCGAGAAGCUUCCAAGAGGCGAGCCAGUUGGGUCUGCAUUCCAGAGCUGGAUGGGUGAUGGCUUCCCCAUUCACAGAGGUGACAUCUUCCAUGCCAUUAAUCGACUUAGAAAGCUCAAGUCUAACCAACGCGCUCUUGAGGUUAUGGAAUGGGUGAUCAGAGAGAGGCCCUACAUGCCAAAGGAGCUAGACUACUCUUAUCUGUUGGAGUUUACAACCAAGUUUCAUGGGAUAUCACAAGGAGCAAUAAGGCUUCCGCUUGAGUGCAUGAAGAGAAUGAGGGAGUUGGGCCAUCCUAUCUCGCACUUGGUGUUUAAUCGGCUCAUUAUUCUGCAUUCUUCAUCAAGGCGUAAGAAAUUGAUACCAAAAAUUCUUGCUCAGAUGAAGGCUGAUAAAGUGGCUAGACAUGCUUCCACAUUCAACAUUCUGAUGAAAAUGGAAGCCAGUGAACACAAUGUUGAUGGUUUGAUGAAGGUAUAUUCGGAUAUGAAGCGAGAAAAUGUUGAGCCGAAUGAAAUUUCAUACUGCAUCAUAGCUACUGCCUAUGCAGUGGCGAGGUUACAUACUGCUGCUGAAGCUUAUGUUGAAGCCUUGGAGAACUCAGCUACAGGUAAAAACUGGUCAACACUAGAUGUUCUGAUAAUGUUAUAUGGGUAUUUGGGGAAGGAGAAGCAGCUAGAGAAAACUUGGGGCUUAGUGAAACAACUCCCCCGUGUCAGGUCUAAGAGUUAUGUGAUGGCAAUUGAAGCAUUUGGUAGAAUUGGCCAACUCACUCUUGCUGAAGAACUCUGGUUAGAGAUGAAAUCAGUAAAAGGGUUGAGAUCCACCGAGCAAUUCAACUCUAUUAUAUCUGUCUAUUGCAAGCAUGGGCUGAUUGAUAAAGCAACUGGAAUUUUCAGGGAAAUAACUACAAACAGUUGCAAACCAAAUGCUAUAACUUUCCGGCAUCUAGCUUUGGGUUGCCUAAAAGCAGGAUUGGUAGAGGAAGCCACCAAGACUCUAGACCUGGGGAUGGAUUUGACAAUGAGCAAUGUGGUCAGGAAUUCUACCCCAUGGUUGGAGACCACUCUUUUGAUAAUCGAGGCUUUUGUGGAGAAGGGUGAUAUAAGGAACGUUGAGAAGUUGUUUGAGGAACUAGCUAAAGCCAAGUAUAUAAGGUACACUUUUGUAUACAACACUUUGAUCAAGGCUUAUGUGAAGGCCAAAAUUUAUGAUCCAAAUCUUUUGAAGAGGAUGAUUCUAGGAGGUGCACGACCAGAUGCUGAAACCUAUAGUCUGAUGAAACUUGCUGAGCAGUUUCAAACAUGAUUUUGGUUUGUAAUAUAGUUGUAACUGUAAUGUUUUGUUAUACAAUGUACUUAUUCUUCUUGCACAAUGUUCAUCAAUUCUGUAAAUGGGAGAUAAUGAGAUGGAGGAGCAUUUAUCCGG